Molecule: messenger RNA, 642 nt
Organism: Nelumbo nucifera (sacred lotus)
Lineage: Eukaryota; Viridiplantae; Streptophyta; Magnoliopsida; Proteales; Nelumbonaceae
Product: DNA-binding protein S1FA
Biological process (GO): regulation of DNA-templated transcription
Cellular component (GO): nucleus
Molecular function (GO): DNA binding
Source: RefSeq, a predicted model, not a curated record
ACUAUAAAAGGCGAUGAGCAUUGGGCAAUUGCCGCUUACCGCGUAACGCCUUUCGCGGGCAAUUAAAUAAAGAGAGCGAACAAAAAAAUCCCUCGUUUUCCACUUUUCCUCCCACUACUUAUCUCACUCUCAGGUACUCCCUCCAUCUCUCAAUCCGAUCUGGUUGUUCUCUGAUUCCUCUGUACAAUUUGCUUGACAUUUCCAUCGAAGCUAGAGAUCGAUCGUUAUCUUUGAACUGAUUAUCGAUAAUGGCUGACGAUUUUGAGUUCUCUGAUAAGGUUCCUCCGUCGUUUGAGCGCGUGGGAAAUGUGAUCAAGGAUGCUGAAGCAAAAGGUUUCAACCCAGGGUUGAUAGUACUACUUGUAGUUGUGAGUCUACUAUUGGUCUUCCUUGUUGGGAAUUAUGCUCUUUAUAUGUAUGCUCAGAAGACGCUUCCACCAAGGAAAAAGAAGCCCAUCUCCAAGAAGAAGAUGAAGAAGGAGAGGCUGAAGCAGGGUGUUUCAGCACCAGGAGAGUAGUUUAGAUUUAGUAUUUAUUUUCUUUUGUUUUUCUUCCUUUAUGUUCAGAUGCUACACAGAUUUUUUUUCCUUUCUUAAUGCCAGUCGUCAAUGCUAAGACAAGGUUGUUAUUUCCGUUUGGUAA